AUGAUGUCCUGUGGCCGCAGACUCACGACCUUUGCGUCGGUCCGCCCGCGCUUCGUCGUUCGCGCCUACUCCUCGACCGUGCCCCGUCUGAACGGUUCUACUGAAGCCAACGACCCGACCCCGCGGAAGCCCGUGCCGAACGUCUCUGCUACCAAUGCCACCCCUGUCGACUCUUUCGGAGCAAUGGAUGCUGCCCUCCAGGAGACACCCGAAGUCGGCGAGCGCAUCCGGAGCAUGCAGGCCCCGAACCGGGCUACCACCUGGGCGGCCAGCCAGCAGCCGCGCGAGAAGGCCAUGGUUGGACCCCGUUUCGAGCAAACCAUCAUGGAAGCGCAGCCGCAACCAUAUGCCGCUAUCGACCUCAUUCACAGACAGCCCGUCCGCUGGACAAAGUCCAAGGUUGUCAGCUGCGAUGGUGGUGGUGGCCCUCUCGGCCACCCCAAGGUCUUCAUCAACACCGACAAGCCCGAGAUCGCUACCUGCGGAUACUGCGGCGUUCCCUUCGCCCACGAGCAGCACCGCGCUUACCUCAAGUCCCUGCCUGCCACCAGCUACCCCCUUGAGCCCACUGGCGAUGCCGCCGAGGUGAACGAGUCCCAGCGUGUGACAGAGGGUGGCUUCGAGCAGCGAUAG
Penicillium bovifimosum is the source of this 633-nucleotide messenger RNA. RefSeq names its product zinc-finger domain-containing protein. Lineage: Eukaryota; Fungi; Ascomycota; Eurotiomycetes; Eurotiales; Aspergillaceae. Gene Ontology annotation, biological process: mitochondrial electron transport, NADH to ubiquinone. The record is from RefSeq and is a predicted model, not a curated record. The coding region runs from base 1 to 633 and encodes 210 amino acids. The transcript has 3 exons.